ACUAUAUUAUUGUUACGGCCUGAAACAUUAUUUAAAAAAUCCCAUGGGCACAUAUCUAAAGUACAGCAAAGCAUGUUGGCUGAACGGCCGAAUACGUACUAUAUAUACUAAUAUGUGAAUACCAAAAUGCAGGAGGGCUGAAUCAAAAACUCAUCAAAGGGAUAAGGUUCCCCAAUUCCUGUUCGUGUGUGGUGGCCAUGGCAAACCAGCACCGCAGGUUCUUACAUAGGAGGAUGCCUCGCGUCGCACCUGCGUGCUCUGCUGCCGUUGUGCAGAGAUUCAUUGUGAAUCGCUGCCGCAGCGUGCCGGCCAUCGCGCCCAGCGCUUCGCGUGCUGGAGGGCACCAGUUGCUGCCACCACGCCUGAUGGCGUUUCCGUCCCGUGGUCGCUCCACUGCGUCAUCGAGAGGAGUGAGGCUGCGGCUAGCCGUACGACGCCGCCAUGCGCUUGAGGGCGCCUCGCGUGGCCGCGUGGGUUGUGGACCGUGUCGUCGGCUCAUGACUGCCUCGUCCGCGCCGAGCCGGACGGAGCGCCGCGCUAUUCGCGUUGGAGGCCGGGGAGGACUGGCUGAGGCCCGAGGGUCGUGGCCUGGGAUGCCAUCGCGCCUGAGGGCGUCCUCGCCCGACGUGGUCGACCGCCGCGGCGCCGCCAUCCCCGGUUUAGGAUGGUGCGACGCGAUGUAUCGCCGCUGCUGCCAAGCCGCGUCGAGCGCCGAGAGGUCGCGGGUGCCGCCAUUGGUGGCAUGAGAUGUUUGCUGUUGUGCUACGAGUCGUGUCCAGAAGACCAGAAGGAUCAUCCGCUCAACAAAUGUGGUCAGCCUCCGCCACGGGCCGCCGAGCGUCGGAGGACGCUGCAUGCGCCGGCCUUGGGUUGUGGUCACCACCACCGUUCACAGAACGAAGCUCUGACAGGUGUUGGUUGCGCGCGCACCGGUGUGAACAGUCACCCCCACUGGAAUCUUCAUGCUGCAGGAAGAAUCUCGUCGAAGGGGCCGUGGCCGCGUCGGCACGAAGCCCUUCGUCGGGAUCAGCCGGGCGCCGCAUCUCACCGGAGAAUUGCCUUCGUACUACUUUUCUUCUUUUGUUUUCUCUUGGCCUGAUGCUCUCGAUAGAGACAUAGUGCGUGAUAACAUGUGAGAGUAAAACGGGAUUGAAUAAAGUGAAUGAACGAUUAGUCCUGUUUC
Messenger RNA from Hordeum vulgare subsp. vulgare (domesticated barley), 1183 nucleotides. RefSeq lists its product as uncharacterized. The transcript has a single exon. Lineage: Eukaryota; Viridiplantae; Streptophyta; Magnoliopsida; Poales; Poaceae. The coding region runs from base 198 to 746 and encodes 182 amino acids. The record is from RefSeq and is a predicted model, not a curated record.